Messenger RNA from Notodromas monacha, 291 nucleotides. NCBI's taxonomy places the organism in Eukaryota, Metazoa, Arthropoda, Ostracoda, Podocopida, Cyprididae. The record is from the annotation of a GenBank genome assembly.
AUGAGCCCAAAAAAUCGGAAGUGGGAUAGUUUAUUUUACGCGUUCCCAAAUGAUCGAAUCAGGAACGAAAGGUAUGGUCAGCUGAGUGGGAUGGUGGAACCCGUGGCCGGGAUUCUGGGUGCGUAUGCCGUGGGUAUUGCCGAACCCCUGCUGCCAUUUGCUUUAGCGUUUGCUGGCGGGGCCAUGGUGUUUGUCGUCAUUGACGACAUCAUUCCGGAAGCGCAAAUGAGGUUUAUCGAAGCGUUCGUCACGAUGCCCCUGAAUGGCGUAGAUUUAUGUGGAAAGGGUUGA